This is a messenger RNA of Phytophthora infestans T30-4, 1896 nucleotides long. RefSeq names its product guanine nucleotide-binding protein. Bases 1 to 1896 code for a protein of 631 amino acids. Gene Ontology annotation, molecular function: GTP binding; GTPase activity. NCBI's taxonomy places the organism in Eukaryota, Oomycota, Peronosporomycetes, Peronosporales, Peronosporaceae. The transcript is spliced from 5 exons. The record is from RefSeq and is a predicted model, not a curated record.
AUGGAAGCAGAGCUGGAGCAGGCCAAACGCGAGGCUACACUGCAGGCGCGCCGACGCGAGGAGCUUGACACGCUCAAGCAGCAGCGCAUAGAGCGUGCCAAGACUUCUACCUCCGCCAGUUUCAGCGGUAAGCAGAAAAAGCAGCAGCUGCGUGCACGCAAACAGCGUUUGGCCUCUCGUCGAGAUGAGGCGGCGGCGCUGGAUCUACAAAGCGCGCAGUACGAGGAAUUUUAUGCCGACAAACUUGAAACGGCUGAGGAGGUGGAGGUCGACCUCGAAGUCGAGGCGUUCCGCGCCGAGCCUGACUUCUUCGUGCGCAAUAAUGACCUGGACAAUGACCUCAGCUCUCGACUAAAGCUUACCGUGGCGUUGGGCAAGAACAAUAAAGAUGCAGUGGGCAAGGAACUCUCUAGCUUCUUCGUUAAGGAGACUAAGGAGCAGAUCCAGCUGAGACUUAUGGAAGGGCAACGUCCGUUGGACUUGGCCAAGAGAGAGACGCCUCUGCUCGCCACAGUGAGCGAACGGGACCCCAUUCUGGACCAUCCCAAGAGACCCAAGUGGACAUACAGCAUGUCCAAGGAGAAAGUGGACAACAAUGAGAGUCUCAUGUUCGACCAGUGGCUUACGAAGAUUCACGAUAAAUACGACAACGAACACUUGAACCACUUUGAGCACAACUUAGAGGUCUGGCGUGAGCUGUGGCGUGUCACAGAGCGUGCCACGCACGUUGUGGUCGUGGCUGAUGUGCGCAACCCUUUGCUGCACAUUCCAGCGUCUGUGUACGACCUGGUCACGAAGGAGUUGAAGAAACCAAUGGUUGUGGUACUCAACAAGGUUGACUUGAUCCCAACUGCUGUAGUGCAGCUCUGGAAGCGCUACUUAGCUGGUCGAUUCCCUCUCGUAAAGCUUGUGUGCUUUUCCUCCCGCUCGAACGCCGUGCAUGGCGAUGACGACGUCAGUACUCGUCGAAGAAUACUUAGCAAGAAAUUGGAGGUAGGAGACGUGUCGGCAGUUAAGGGUGCUGUGGAUAUUCUCGUGGCUUGUGGGAUUGGUGCUUUGGAGGCGCAGCAACUGGCAGAGGAGUUAAAUGCGAGCUUGACGGAACAAGAGAGCUUACAGGCGCAAUUUGAUGCAGUGCAAGAGAAAAAGAAGUCAGUGGGAAAGCGUCGUAGUAGGCGCAAGCAGAAGAAUCGAAGCGCUCGCAAUGGAAACGCUGGUGGCGAUGGAACACCCACGAUUCACGAGUGUCAGCACUGCGGAUGUGACGAAGCUGUCGUCGCUUGUAUGUCGUGUGCAACUGGUGGACGACCGAGCAGUGCCGAUGCUAAGGUUAAGGACGAAGCAGAUGCCAUUGCUCGAGGUUAUUUGCUGUGCGCUCGAUGCGAGCUUGAGGAGCAUACAGAGCUUAAGGGCCAUUUCCAGGUCCGUCUGCAGUCGGCGCUGGCAGCAGAGUCGACUGACCCAUCUGUGCCAGGCAGUGCUGGAGCUAUCGGCCAGGCUAACACGCCCAAGGUGACCAUCGGACUCAUUGGACACCCGAACGUGGGCAAGUCUAGUGUGUUGAACGCAUUGGCAGGCAAGAAGAUCGUCAGUGUAUCGCACACUCCAGGGCAUACGAAGCGACUUCAGACGAUUAUGAUCUCGCCAGAGAUCUGCAUUUGCGAUUGUCCUGGACUGGUGUUUCCCUUUGCUGGCGUUCCAAAGUAUCUCCAGGAGCUCAGUGGACUGUACCCGUACUCGCAGAUUCGGGAGCCUUACUCCGCAGUCCGCUUCCUCGCAGAGCACGUCAUUCUGGAGAAAGUCUUGGAUCUAAAGCCACGUACACAACAUUUUGAUGGCAUAGAGGAAGAACUGGUUCAAGCGCGGCUACCGCACAGACCGUCGUGGCAGACCUGA